Molecule: messenger RNA, 1725 nt
Organism: Meleagris gallopavo (turkey)
Lineage: Eukaryota; Metazoa; Chordata; Aves; Galliformes; Phasianidae
Source: RefSeq, a predicted model, not a curated record
AUGGCGCCUCUCGCGCUCUUCCCGCCUUUUUUUCCCGCCCCCUACCUCAGCGCGGUGGGCGGAGCGAGGUUUAGCCCCGCCCCCUCCGCGGGCAUCGCCUCCCAUUUGGAGGCGGGAUUUGAGGGGGCUGACAACCAAUCAGGGCAGCGAGGGAGAGAAAAGCGGUUGCUGAUAGGGCGAGCUCCGCGCGGGCGGGCCAAUCAGAGCGAGACACGGGACUCUUUGCGUUACCGCCCCUUCGUGCGAGGCAGUUCGGACCGUACCAAGUGCGGGAACGGAGGAGCCCCGAAAUGGGGCUGGGGGCUCUCAGCCCCCCCCCCCGGCCCCAGAUUGGGGUUCUUUGAGGGUCUCUCCCUGCAGGUUUUGUACAUCCAGGCCUUCGUGUUGGUGUUCCUGCUGGGGAAAUUCAUGGGCAAGGUGUUUUUUGGGCAGCUGCGCGCGGCCGAGAUGGAGCACCUGAUGGAGCGCUCCUGGUACGCCGUCACCGAGACCUGCCUGGCCUUCACUGUUUUCCGUGACGACUUCAGCCCCCGUUUCGUGGCCCUCUUCACCCUCCUCCUCUUCCUCAAAUGCUUCCAUUGGCUGGCCGACGACCGCGUGGAUUUUAUGGAGAGGAGCCCCAACAUCUCCUGGCUCUUCCAUUUCCGCAUCAUCUCCCUCAUGUUCCUGCUGGCUGUCCUGGAUUUCCUCUUCGUCAGCCACGCGUAUCACAGCAUCCUGACCCGCGGCGCCUCGGUCCAGCUGGUUUUCGGCUUCGAGUACGCCAUCCUCAUGACCAUGGUGCUCACCAUCUUCAUCAAAUACGUGCUGCACUCCAUCGACCUGCAGAACGAGAACCCGUGGGACAGCAAGGCCGUCUACAUGCUGUACACGGAGCUCUUCACUGGCUUCAUCAAGGUCAUCCUCUACAUGGCCUUCAUGACCAUCAUGAUCAAAGUCCACACCUUCCCUCUCUUCGCCAUCCGCCCCAUGUACCUGGCCAUGAGGCAGUUCAAGAAGGCGGUGACGGACGCCAUCAUGUCGCGCCGCGCCAUCCGCAAUAUGAACACGCUUUACCCCGAUGCCACCCCCGAGGAGCUGCAGUCCAUGGACAACGUCUGCAUCAUCUGCCGCGAGGAAAUGGUGACGGGGGCGAAACGUCUGCCCUGCAACCACAUCUUCCACACCAGCUGCCUGCGCUCGUGGUUCCAGAGGCAGCAGACGUGUCCCACGUGUCGCAUGGACGUCCUCCGUGCCUCCCUGCCCCCUCAGCCGCCCCCUGAAGCCGCAGAGCAGAACCCGGCGCCGCCUCAGAGCCCUCCGGGCGCUCAGCCCCAAAACUUCCCACAGGGGACUCCCCCGUUCCCCCCGGGGAUGUUCCCGCUGUGGCCGCCCGUGGCUCCGUUUCCUCCCAUCCCCGGUGCUCAGGGACCCCCCAACGCCGAGAGCCCCGCUGCUGCUGCUCCAGCCACUUCCAGAGCCGGGGAAGGCAGCGCUUCGGGUUCGGACGGCGCCGCGGCGCCGGGCUUUGCUCUGCCCCCCCCGUGGAUGGGGAUGCCCUGGCCGCCCAUUUUUGGUGAGUGGGGGCGGUUUUGGGGUCAGGCUGUGGGGUUUUGGUCCCAUUUUCUCUUGGCCCCUUCACCCUGCGGGGUUCGGGGUUCGUUUUCUCCCCAGCCUUCAUCCCUAAAUCCUGCAGGGUGUCGGGGUUCAUCCAUGGGAUUCCUUCUUUAGCGUCCACCCCCCCCG